Molecule: messenger RNA, 1767 nt
Organism: Lichtheimia ornata
Lineage: Eukaryota; Fungi; Mucoromycota; Mucoromycetes; Mucorales; Lichtheimiaceae
Exons: 4
Coding region: 1-1767 (588 amino acids)
Cellular component (GO): membrane
Source: RefSeq, a predicted model, not a curated record
AUGUUCUUCUGGCCUAAGCUGUUGGCUAUGGCGCUUGCAGUCGCUGGCAGCGUGGAGCAUUACAUGGCUCUAUACUUGUGGCACAUUCCUUCACUCAACUUGUUUGCCAUUGGAAUGCUCAUUGCGCUUGUCAUGGUUGUUCGACUUUUGGCGUCCACUGUACUCAUUUGGUUCGUCGAUCGCUCAUAUCCUGCUGUACACCUCCAUAUGCUAUUAGCAUUAACCAUCGUCGGCACUAUUGCUCUGCUGGGUGUAUUCAACAUGUCCUCCUUUGAUACUUACUGGAUCAUGAUAUUGACACUUUGCUUGAUGCUCGCCAAUGGACUCUUCUUUCAACCACUCGCAUCUCUCGUCGAUAGCGCCAUCAUUAAAUCAUUGGGAGAUUACAAGAUUUGGCUCUACGAUGGUGAACUACAAUGGGCCAAAGUUACCUCGGCCGUAUCACUCAUGGGCAUUGGAUGUGCAAGCUACUGGUGGUUUGGUGAUGAUUUGAAUCGAUGGCUAUUGUCUUGCACGUUAUUGAUGGGAUCCUUCGGGAUGUGUGUGGUGCUACUGUUUAUGCAUCACUAUGGGCUUGGGCAACUCGAAUGCAUGGACGACAAUGAAGAAAAUCCAGUAAUGGCGCCUCGAUUCCUCAAGAAUGCAGUGCUUUUCCCCCAUUGUGAUAUUCCAUACAAGCCUUACAGCUUAUUUGGCGAGCCUUUAUCUCAUAUUUCGGAAGAAGAUGCAAGUGCUUUGCAAAGGAUGACUAGCAGUAAUACAACAGCACAACUCAUGCGUCACAACAGCAACCACUCGGUCAAUUCUACCUCGACAACAGCAUCCGCAGCUGCUCUUGCUGCCAGUGGCAGUGUCCCGAUUACCAUGUAUGGGAGUACAAAUACAACAAUGACAUCCACAAGCCAGGCUCUCGACUUGUUUUGGCAUCGACGAAAUAGUCUCUUCUAUCAACAACAGCAACAACAAUACCAACAACAAUCGUUGCCACCCAACACAAAUACAGCCAUGGCCAGCGAUCUUUGUUCCUCAGCAGAACUUUCUUUGUUACCUUUACCGCCACAUGAUACUUCCAUGUCCGUAUUACUACUAUUACAAAAUAUGCCAGCACAGCUUGUGGCCAGCCCAACAGAUGCGAUGAUUCAAUGGCAGAUCCAAAGCAUGUCCCUCACAACAUUGAUACUUGGGAUUGUCCAUGGAAUGAUGAACCCGAUGCUUUUCAUUUAUCUCUAUGAUGUACUUGAUCUUUCAAUGUGGGUGGUUGGCAUGGCUGCAAUGAUCCCCGUUCUCGCUGAUAUUAUCGUUCAUGCAAGUGCACGCUGGUGGGUCCCUAAGCUUACACCAACAACAACAGCAACGGCGGUGCACGCUAUUCUUAUUGUUUGUGCGUUUUCCUAUACUUGGCUUAGCGAAGAAUGGUCGAUAUUAUGGUUAGCUGUGGGCAUCUUGCAAGCACUCCAAGGAUUAGCGUUUCAUCUGAUAUGGUUGGCCAUUGUGCACCGGGUCAGUGCGUUGCUCUGGACUGAGGAGGAAUCCUUUCGUAUAGCACAGGUGGGAAAACUUUCAGCGUUGUACAGCAGUAUUGGUCCAGCGAUCGGGGUCCUCUUGGCCGGUUUUCUGCUAUCGGGUAAUGUAACAGACGUUGGCAGUAGCAACAGCAACAUGACAACAGCCAUGCUUCGAGAAGGUUUCACCCUGGCUUAUCGAUGUGCAAUUGCAUUGACUGCUGCCAGUUUCGUUGCUUCAUGGGGCUGGUCAACAACAAGUUAA